Daphnia pulicaria is the source of this 501-nucleotide messenger RNA. Its product is annotated as cuticle protein 7-like. Gene Ontology annotation, cellular component: chitin-based extracellular matrix. NCBI's taxonomy places the organism in Eukaryota, Metazoa, Arthropoda, Branchiopoda, Diplostraca, Daphniidae. Gene Ontology annotation, molecular function: structural constituent of chitin-based larval cuticle. The record is from RefSeq and is a predicted model, not a curated record. The coding region runs from base 16 to 483 and encodes 155 amino acids. The transcript has a single exon.
UGUAUAAUAUUAUAGAUGUUAUUGGUGGUAUUGUCCAUGCUGGCUGUGGCUAGUAUUCGAGCUAAAAACAUUGGUACUCUACGAGAGUUGCCAGACAUUACUUCAUCUGCGCUACCCCAGAAGCAAUGGUACACACAGGACGGGCAGGGCCAGGCUAAUUUCGGCUACGCCUACCCCGGCCAGGCCGCCAGCAACAUUCGCGAUGCUGAUGGAAACAUGGCCGGUUCUUGGAGUUAUGUCGACGCUGAUGGUAACCUGAUCAGAGCCACUUACACGGCCGGGCGAGAGCAAGGCUUCCUCGUUUCAUCCACCAACGAAGGGCCAGCAGUUGCUGCUAUUGCUCCUGCAUCCGAUCCGGUUAAAGUGGCUCCAAUCAUUUCCGAUUGCAAUGCCGUUGGUCGUUCCACCCACCAAGACUCUAAAUUCCGGAUGGUAGGAAGUGAAGAAACCAACCAGAAUCAAUAUCCUUUCAUGGUAAGUUAAAUAGACCUUCAUUUUAAC